GGGGCGCGUCCCCGCCCGAGGCCCCGCCCCCAGCAGGCUAGGCUGCGCGGGGCUGCGGGCUCAGCGGGCAGGUGCCGCGGGCUGCGGGCAGGUGGCGGCGCGGCGCGGGCUGGCGGUGGCUCCACGACCUGCUGAAACUCAGCCUGCUGGGACGAGUCUGCUUUCCCCCCUCCUGUGUCUACCAUGGAAGUGUGUGGACAGCCCCAUUCACGAUGACAUGUGACACCACUGGCUUUCCCCGGCAGUCACACCCCCUGACCCAGGGCCUGCCAGCUUGGCAAUUGCUUCUCCAUUCUCGAUGUUCCUAACCCCCAUGGGUCCACAACCAUAAUCAUGGCCACGCGGGUCGAGGUGGGCUCCAUAACGCCCUUGACGGCCGUGCCAGGCCUGGGUGAGAUUGGCAAGGAGGAGACCCUGACGAGGACCUACUUCCUCCAGGCCGGCGAAGCCUCUGGGGCUCCUCCAGCCCGGAUCUUGGAAGCAAAGAGCCCCCUGCGGAGCCCGGCCCGCUUACUCCCUCUGCCAAGGCUCGCCCCCAAACCCUUCUCGAAGGAGCAGGACGUGAAAUCUCCUGUCCCAUCUCUGCGGCCCAUUUCAACUGGACCUUCUUCCUCUGGGGGGCUCACUGAGGACCCAGCAGCAAAGGAUCUGGACAAGAGGAUGCCUGGCUUGGUGGGACAGGAGGUGGGCAGUGGGGAGGGCCCGAGGACGGGCUCGCCCCUCUUCAACAAGGCUGUGUUCCUGCGGCCCAGCCCCAACACCAUGAUUCUCUUCCAAACCACCAAAAGCGGCCCCACUCUGGGGAAGGUGGUCAAUGAGGGGGCCGAGGAGGCCAAGCCAGGUGUGUCUGGCUCCCGGCCUGAGGUGGCCACCAAGCCUACCCUGCUCAUCCGAAAGCCUGCGGGGACCCUUCCCCGGUCAGGCCCCCUGUCUCAGGACACAAAGUCACCUGUACCCCAAGAGGAGGCAGGCCAAGACCAGCCUCCCUUAAAGGCCAGCAGUGUGGAGGACAUGGCACGCCCCGUUGUGGAGCCCAGGCCUCGCGUGAAGAGGAGGCCCGUGUCUGCCAUUUUCACGGAGUCCAUUCAGCCUCAGAAGCCAGGCCCUGGCGCAGCGGCCACGGUGGGCAAAGUGCCCCCUACCCCUCCCGAGAAGACGUGGGUGAGGAAGCCCAGGCCCUUGUCCAUGGACCUCACGGCCCGGUUUGAGAACAAAGAGGCCUUGCUGAGGAAGGUGGCCGAUGAAGGAAGUGGAGCCCCAGCAGGGGACAUGGCUGGGCUAGAGAGGCCCAGAGCAGCGUCCAAGCUGGACAGGGAGUGUUUGGUCAAGGCGGAGGCUCCUCUUCAUGAUCCUGAUUCGGACUUCCUAGAGGUGGCCAAGAAAAUCCGUGAACAGAAGGAGAAGAUGCUUUCGAAGCCAGAGACGGGCAGCCCCAGAGCCCUGGGGGGCUCAGCCAGGGUCACCCCCAGCAAUGACCAGAGUUCCCGAGAAGAAAGGGCCAAGCUGGACCCAGAGCCAGAGAAGGCUGCUGAGUCCCCCUCGCCCAGGCUGGGAAGGGGCCUAGAACUUGCUGAGGUUAAGAGCAGAGUGGCAGACGGGGAGGCCCCGGCAGGGGGAGAGUGGGCCUCUAGGAGGAGCAUUAGGAAGUGCAUCAACCUGUUUCGGGAGGACAGCACCUUGGCCUUGGCAGUGGGGUCUGAACCCCGCCUGGGCACCCCCACGUCCCCACUGGUGGCACCAGAGCCGGAGAAAGGGGUUGUCAGCGUCCAGGAGCGGAUCAGAGGCUGGACUGCUGAGAGCUCCGAGGCCAAGCCCGAGGUCAGGAGGAGGACGUUCCAGGCUCGGCCAUUGUCGGCGGAUUUGACCAAAUUGUUUUCAAGUUCAGCUUCAAGCAACGAAGUGAAAUAUGAGAAGAGUGCCGAGCUGACCAGCGAGUUUCCUAAGGAACCGAGAGAAAAGCAAAAGGAGGGGCAUGGUUUGGAUGGAAGCCCCUGGAAGCCUGGGACACUCCGGGAGAAGUCCAGGCAGACGGAGCGGAAGGUUAGCUCUAACCAAGACCCGGACAGCUGCCGCGGUGGAAGCUCAGUGGAGGCGCUGUGCCCUUCUGACAUCACUCCAGAAGAUGAUCGGAGCUUCCAGACUGUGUGGGCCACAGUGUUUGAGCACCAUGUGGAGAGACACACAGUGGCUGACCAGUCUGGACAUUGUGUCUCCACCACACCCCCUGGUGACACGGCCAAUGCCCGUGUCUCAGAACCUAGGCCGAGGCCUGAGAUGGGCUCUUGGCUGGGCAGGGACCCGCCGAGGCCUGAGAUGGGCUCUUGGCUGGGCAGGGACCCACUAGACAUGACAAAACUCAAGAAAGAGAAUGCCAGAGGGUUUGACCAUCCCGAGAUGGAGAAACUGGGACGAACCGCCCUUUUGAACGGUGAACUGAGACCGUUUCACACGCCUCUCCGGGAAAAAUAUCCUUUGGCUGAGAACCGCAAUAAUAACACCUUCCUCAAACACUGGGAAAAUCCUCCCCCAUCGCAGAGGAUUGAGCCCAGGUAUGACAUUGUGCAUGCAGUGGGGGAGCGUGUGCACAGCGAGGCCGUCUCACCAGCACCGGAAGAGAAAGCGGUCACACUCCGCAGCCGCAGGUCUUGGCUCUCACUGAAAGACAGGCAGCUGUCCCACGAGGUCACCCCUGCUGACCUGGAGUGUGGUUUGGAAGGUCAGGCAGGGUCCGUCCAAAGGGCCAGUUUGAUUUGGGAAGCUCGAGGCAUGCCUGAGGCUAGUGGGCCGAAGUCUGGGGGCAAUUGCCCGUCGCCCAAAUGGACAGGCGGGGCGGUGGUGAGCUCGCACAAAGCCACCGUGGGGGUCAGCGAAGAGCACUGUGCUCCUGGGGCCACCUCUGUCCGGGUUGUCAAGGCUGCCGUCUGGGAAAGCCAGCAUGAGGGGCCAGAAGGGGCCAGAAGCAAGCCAGGAGAGGGAGCAAGGGGCCCACCCCAGGGAUGCCCCUUAGAUCCUCCUUCCAGACCUUCGAAUGAGCCUUCUGACUCCCAAGCACGAACACAUCCAGAUGCAUUUGCUGUGCAGAAAGGGCCCUUCGUUGUAGCUGCCAGGGAGGGUGAUCCAAGGCCGGCCCAGGUGCCACAGCUUGCAGUCAAAAUGCGGAAAGCCAACCCCAUGGACCAGAGAAUGGACAGAUGGCGGCGGCGGACUUUACCCCCCAACGUGAAGUUUGAUACAUUCAGUUCUCUCGUCCCAGAGGACUCUCCACGUGUGGGGCACAGACGAAUAGAUUAUGUGAGCCCCACAGCCAGUGCCUUAAGAAAACCUCAACUAUCCCACUACAUGGUGGAGACCCAGGAGGUGAACCCAGGCGCUUCACGGGAUCAGACCUCCCCAGCAGUGAAGCAAGGGUCACCUGUGGAACCCAAGGCGACAUUUUUUGCAGUCACCUAUCAGCUUCCCAAUACUCAAAAGGCAAAGGGUGUGGUUCUGUCAGGGGCUGAAAACUUGCUGGAACAUUCUAGAAAAAUCACUCCACCCCCAUCUCCUCAUUCUUUAACAUCCACUUUGGUUUCUCUUGGUCAUGAAGAGGCACUGGAGAUGGCAGGCAGUAAAAACUGGAGGAAGGGACGAGAGCAUGAAAAUGCAAGCAUUUUAAAAACUCUGAAGCCAACAGACUGUCCAUCAUCUCUUGGGGCCAGGAGUCUGGAGCCUUUCACUGGAAGAAUCAUUGAUGUGGAUGCCUUAUGGAGUCAUCGGGGAUCAGAAGAUGGCCCUCGUCCUCAAAACGAUUGGAAGGAAAGUGCGAACAAGAUUUCCCCCAGCGGUGAAGCUCCCCAAACCACCCCAACUCUGAGGAGUCGCCCAAAAGAUCUCCCUGUGAGAAGGAAGACUGAUGUGAUCAGUGAGACGUUCCCAGGUAAAAUCAGAGACGGGUACAGAUCCAGCGUUCUUGACAUUGACGCCCUGAUGGCUGAGUACCAGGAGCUGUCGCUGAAAGUCCCUGGGGAGGCUCAGGAGAGGAGGAGGAGUCCCACAGCAGAGUCCAGUACAUUGCCUCGGGAGAGGCCUGUUCAGCCAGGUGGGGUGGAGCAGAGGAGGAGGAGCCUGAAGGAGGUGCCCGAUACCGGGGGUCUCUGGAAACUGGCCAGCUCUGCCGAAAUAAACCACAGUUUCACUCCUGGCUUAGGCAAGCAGCCAGCAGAGACCUCGGAGACAGCCAUGGGCACCAAAUCUAGUCCUCCCUUCUGGGCUCUGCCACCCUCGGCUCCUUCUGAAAAGUAUCCAGGGAGGGGCUCUCCUAUCUCUGCGGAUCCCAGGAAAAAAACCUUGGGGUUCGCUGAGGAUGACAGAAAGGCCUUUGCCAGUAAACAUCACGUUGCAAAGUGUCAGAAUUACCUGGCUGAAUCAAAGCCCUCUGCUCGGGAGGAUCCAGGCAGUGGGGUCAGAGUGUCACCCAAAUCGCCCCCCACUGACCAGAAGAAAGGGACCCCAAGGAAAUCCACCGGGCGGGGAGAGGAGGGCAGUGUGGCCCAGUGGGUUGACUACCCACGUGACUGUGGACGGGUGCCGCUGGAUAUCAAGAGGACCUACUCAGAGAAGGGGCCCCCUGCCAACAUCCGAGAGGGCCUGUCCAUCAUGCAUGAAGCCAGAGAGAGGAGGCGAGAGCAGUCCAAAGGGAGGCCCAGCCUUACUGGAGAGAAUUUGGAGGCCAAAAUGGGACCCUGUUGGUGGGAGUCAGGGACUGGAGAUAGCCACAAGGUGCUGCCACGGGACCUGGAGAAGGAGGAUGCCCCCCAGGAGAAGGAGCGACCGCUCCAGCAGGUGUCCCCUGUGGCCUCGGUUCCCCGGAGAAGCCACAGCUUCUGUAAGGACAGGAGGAGCGGUCCCUUUGUGGACCAGCUGAAGCAGUGUUUCUCCCGGCGGCCCACUGAACCUAAGGAUGCUGACACUUUUGACCCCGGGCCAGUGGAGCUGGAGUGUGGACUUGGGUGCACCCUGGGUGGGCGCUCCCUGUUGUCCCGCGCAGAGACAGCCUCGCAGCUUCCCUCCUCUGGCCACCCCAGGAGCAUGGCACUCCCAGCUUUGGACAGUGGUGCCACCUGCUGUCUCUCGAUGGGUUGUCAGAGUGGCAUGCCGUGCGCUGAGCACACUACAGAUGGUGGCUUUUCAGCGAAAGAGAAUGUGAUUCUGUGGGUUUGGGUGGUGAUUCCAUCUUGGGGGUCGAGGGUGGCUGCUUGGAAUGCCAGAUUGACAUCUGACUUUUCUCAGCCCCCACGUUUCCUGUCUGGCUUUAUUCCGACUCAGGGGGCCCCGAGUGUUUGCAGAAGGCUCCUCGUACCUGAGGUUGCCAUGGGAGGGGGCCCUUCCCCAGACAAAGGGCGGUUUACAGACUCAGCUCUCUUCUCUCCCCAGGCUCAGCUGCACAAGAGGCCAGAGGUGGACAGUCCUGGCGAGUCCCCCAGCUGGGCACCCCAGCCCAAGAGCCCCAAGUCCCCUUUCCAGCCUGGGGUGCUGGGCAGUCGCGUGCUGCCUUCCAGCAUGGACAAGGAUGAGAGGUCGGAUGAACCCUCUCCCCAGUGGCUAAAGGAAUUGAAAUCCAAGAAGAGGCAAAGUCUUCAUGAGAACCAAGUUUGACCAGGCAGGGAACCCUGCUACGUCUACUGAACAGAAGCCUUAACCGUCAGAACCCGCAGACGGGGCCGAGCUGCUGCCGUUUCUUCCUGCACAAUGCUUACGUGCCUGGGCCCUUCCCGUUGGAUUGAGAAUGCUAUCCAGUGCCCCCGUCCUCGCCAGGCUCUCCCUGGAUCCAGACGGGAAGACCCAACCUCCAGGAGCACUCGCUCAUCUCCCCAGACAGCACUUCAGGCUGGGAAAGGAGCCAGGCUGCCCAGAAAUGUCUACGUGGGUGGUUUUGCUUUUUAUGUAAAAAUGUGUAUUUCUACCUACUUUAGACACCUUCAUCAGCCCCAAGAACAUCAGCACGAGGCUGGAAUUGCCUCCCCAGGUUCUGAAAAACACCUGAAUUUGUGAAAGGACCUCCUCAGCCGACCCAGGGCAGGUCUUUUUUGGGAAGGACAUUUCCAAGGAAGAUCACACUGUUCAUUUCCUGCUGUAGUCUCGAUGCAAGGCAUUACCGCCGAGUUGAGGGGUUUUAUUCUUUUUUUGGGGGUGAGUUCCUUCUUCCCCUCGAGGAAUCAGCAAGUCCAAUUUUUAAACGUACCCUCCCUUAUUGUGUGUAUUUCUCUUUCUAGUGGGGCUGUGCGCGUCACUGGCCUACGUUAUUGUAUGUCAUUUUUGUUGGCUUUAGAAGGCGAUAAAGCAAUAAUUCAGCUAAUUUUCUUUGAAACUUGAUAUGUAUGUAUGUGUUUACGUUAAGGGACAGGAGGAAAGAUGUGUGAAUAAUUUGUUCUGAAGUAUCCAGUCACCUCAGGUUAUCUUAUCCCUAUCCAAGCUGUUUAGAAGUUAUAAUUGUCGCUCUUGUAUGUAUUUCCCUGGCUUCUUUUCAUUUGAGCUCUGGUUUCUGUAGGAUGACCUUUGCCCCUUGGCCUUAAGGGUUCGUAAACUGCAGCCCAAGUGGUGGUGCCUUUACCACUGAAUCAUCAGACCUGCCCUAGGAAUCUUUUUCUCCAGAGUCUUCUUUGAACAUGACCUGGGCUGCUGGCAUGGAGGAGUUGUUCCAAACUGGCCUCAGAACAGAUGCGUGAAUGAAGGGUACUUUUUCUUUUGCUUACCUCAUUUUCCCUCAUUGAACUCCACCUGACCAAGUGCUUGUUUUGGUCCAAAUGUGGGUCUUGCUGAAAGCCCUUCUCUGGAGGGGAGCUCCCCAGCGAAGGACUCUGGACAGAAAUGCUGGGUGCUAGAUGACAAAUCAUAAAGCUGGCCCUGCCUCCCUUUUUUCUUGCUAGCGAUCAGCUCAUUCCGGGGAAUCCCCAAGACCUCUGGGGGCUCCAGACACUCUCUACCUUGUCUUUGUUUUUAGAAAUGCCCAACACCAGACUCUUCCACUUCUGAGUCCUAAGGCUCUAGCAGAUACCCAGAUGUGCUUGGCUGGCCACCUGCCAUGCCUGGACUUGCCAUAGUCUAUGUGCCAACCUUGCCUGGGAGAUCCCCAUCAUGAGAUGCUUGGGCAAUUCAUAGAGAGCCUGUGGCAUGGGGUGGCGUUUCCUGGUAGAUCCACGCACAGCACUCUGGCUAGAUACGGAAGUGGGGGCCAUGUGUGCCCUCUACUCCCUCCCCACAGUUUCCUGAGAGGUGAAAGUCUUUCUGGAUGAAUCCAUUAUUUGCAAAUGCUGUCAAAACAUGCUUCCCUUUUCCCUGGCUACCUCUCAGGAGUUCAUUUGUCUCUCCAUCUCAGCUUCCUCCUUCAUCUCCCUUUACCCCUCUUCUCUCUCUCAAUGGGUGGAUGGGCAUGGAUAGAAAUCCUCUGUUUCUCUAGGUCAAGACAAACACCUAGGCCCUAGUGAGGCGGUUGUUGUUCAGCACCAGGGACAGCAACUGCAGGGCUGUGAGGCAGGAGCCCACCUGUUCAAUGAGCUUGCUUUGGUUACUGAUGAGCAAUUGCCGGACCAUGCCACCACCCAGCCUUUUACACCUGGGAGCCUCAUGCAUCUGGGUUUGGGCGUUUGGCCCUGCUUGAUGAUAGUUUGUUUUCUCGUCAUUCCCUGAAUUAGUCAUCUAGUCAUCUGUGGCCAUUUGGGGAUUAAUUCCUGCAACUGCUUCAUUUGAAUUCUUUUUUAAAGAUCCAGUUUCUGUUUUAUAAUAAUUUGGAUCUUACGGCUUUCUAAGUCAAUAGGAUCCCCUUUAAAAAAUACCUAGGGUUGUGUUUUGUUUUGUUUUUCUGAGACACGGUCUUGCUCUGUUGCUCAAGUUGGAGUGGAGUGGCACGAUCAUAGCUCACGGAAGCCUCUAACACCUGGGCUCAAGUGAUUCUCCUGCCUUAACCUCUCAGGUAGCUGGGACUAUGGUAUAUGCUACCAUGACCAGCUAAUUUUUUAAUUUUUCUGUAGAGACAAGGAUCUCACCAUGUUGCCCAGGCUGGUCUCAAAAUCCAACUUCUGGGCUCAAGCAAUUCUCCCCCCUCAGCCUCCCAAAGUGCUGGGAUUACAGACAUGAACUACUGCAUCUGGCCUAAAACACAUUCCUAGUCUUUUGAUGCUGACUUCUUAUCUUGGCUGAUGUCUGUCUUUCCUUCAGGUGGAAAGGACCCCUUUGUACCAUCUCAAGCAGUAGGAAAGGAACUGCUCUUACAUAUAUUGAUGCUCCUCAUGAAAACUCUCAAUUCUUAAUUAGUCAUGUCUCAGCUCAAGGAUAUCAGACAGGAAGGAAGCACACUUGAAAAUGAGAUUGACUGGAGAUUUUUUUCCCUAAUCUCUCACACCUUAAUUGGAAAAAUAAUCUAUUUAAUUCUGUGUUAAUUAGGAUAUACAAAGUUCACCCUCCUUGAAAGUGACUAGGGCAAGCCCUGAAGAUCUUCCUCACCUCCUUUUAUUUUUCUGUAACCUUGUCUCCUCCAGCACCGCAGGAUAGACAAUCACAGUGAGUCAAGAAUGACCCUCUUUUGUGCGGGCUCCGCCAUGACCUCUGAACCCUGCUUAUGAGCAGUGCAAUGAAGUUAGAAGUAACUGAUGAUGGGGAGCCUUUGCAGAUAGCUGGCAAGUGGGUAAUUUACUUCUCCCUAUUCUAAAUGGAGUGCGCUGUCUUUGAGGCUAAGCAAGGGGGUGUUGUACGCUAGUUUCUAGACUUUGCUUGGAGACCCCUUUGGAAAUCCGUCUUCUUUUUAAUCUCACUUAACAUGCCUUAAUAAUCCGUGUGCAAUGGAGUCAUCCACUCCUCAUCCAACCCUCCUCCCCGGGGACUUUGACUGUCCUCAAUGAGAGUCUCAUGCAGAAUGGAAAUCCUCCAUAUGUACAAUCUCUCACCCCUCCUCAUUUCUCUUCCUCCUCACCUCCGCCACCCCUUUGCACAUCAGCAUUUUGACAGCUGGUCUUUUGAGAAGCCCGUGUCUUUUUCCUCUUCAGUAGAUACCCUUCUUCAUGGUCUUUUGCCUAAUGAAACAGAAGCCUUUGGCCUUUGAAAAUCCAUGACGAGGCCUCAGAAAUCAGUAUUGUGGAGGAUUACUCCAUGCCACCAGAGACACUCUGGUGAAAGAGAAACUUCGUGGUCUUUAGGAUGUUGGGAUUUUGAGUGGUAGCCUCAGGAUUCAGGGAAAGGACAAUCAGAUGGUGGUGUUUUCCAGGGAGACGAGCCAAAUCACGUGGUUUCAGACACUUGUGUUUUCCUUUGUGCCUCCCUGGAAGGGAGGCCAACUUAAGGGUAUCACCAAGAAGCCAGAACUGAAAUAGGCAUGAGCCUGUGGUUGUCAACUUUACAGGCUGGGCAAGGGAUUUAGAAAGACCCUUAGCGUGAUUUUCCUAAAAGAGACCUCAGCUGCUCUGACCUGGUGCUGAUAGGUGCUUUGUUGAUCUAUGCUUUAAUAUUUUUCUUUAUAAUAUGUCCCCAGAUGGCUCCUGAAACUAGUCAUAAUUACAAACUGUAAAAAUCCCUCCUCCCCAGUGUAGACAUUUAAACCAGAGUAAGUGAUGGGGAGACAUUCUGUGAUCUCUGAAUGUGCCUUCCCCCUCACCAUGUGUUAAAACACAAAAGCCGAAAUUCCAUGGCAUCAUGAUUCCAUGGGGCUGGAGGGUAGGACCCCCUCCACAUCUAGAAGGGGAUCUGCUUUGGGCUCGGUCCCGUUAGCGAGUAGGGGACCCUUGCUGUGUGCUGAGAGGCUGCUAGGACUCACCCAGUUGGAAUUCUGGGCAGGCUCAAGAAGUCUAGAGCCACGUAAAAAACUGGUAGGCAUGAAUAUGCCAGGUAUUUGCCAACCUGUGUCUCCUUUUGCACCCCCCAAUCCAGAGUUUUCUUUCUUUUGACUAAAUUGGCUCCUGCAGGGGGAAGGGCAGAAAGCUAGGCCCUCUGCUCUGGGAAGUCGGCCUGAGGUUUCUGGCAAGUUAACUCUUAAAAUCGACACCUCUCAGCCCACCCUCCCCUUUGGCCUUCCUAGAAUCUCCUUCAGUGGUUGCUCUCCCACCUGUGCCAUAACAUCAACUUCCAUGACUUGGACUGGCACUUCCUUGACAAUCCCUGUUGGCAUCACACCGGCUACAAAUUAUGCUGUUUUCUAAAGAAUUUGAACUUUUUUCCUUCUUUUCUUGAAACAGGGUCUUGCUCUGUUGGCCAGGCUGGAAUACAGUGGCACAAUCAUAGCUCACUGCAGCCUCCAACUCCUGGGCUCAAGCAAUCCUCCCACCUCUGCCUCCGGAGUAGCCCAGAUGACAGGCGCACACCACCACGCCCAACUGAUUUUUUAAAUCUUCUUUUUGUAGAAACAGGAUCUUGCUAUAUUGCCCAAGCUGGUCUUUAACUUGGUCUCAAGCGAUCCUCCCACCUCAGCCUCCCAAAGUCCUGGGAUUACAGGCAUGAGCCACCAUGCCCAGCUGAAUUUGAGCUUUUUAAUAAUCUCAUUCCACAUAGCCUUAUAGAUCCUGUAAAUAGGGGGGUCACAAAAGUAAUAUAUUGUGUUAUGGAAGAUAAUUUUGUACUGUGCUGUUUCCUAAAUCACAACAAUAUCCUAAAGUCAUGCACUUCCCAGAUGAUCGUGAUCCUCAAAACGCUUUGUAAGUUGGGGUAGGGUGUGGAAAUACAUAUAUAUACACACAGACACACACACACAUAAGUAUAGUAUAUAUUUUCCUAACCUUUCUUCUGGGUCCUUCCUCAGAUCUUUGAGUCGCGAUAGAAAAGGAACUUGAGUUCUUUGUGUAGGAAAGUUAAGCUUCCUGCCUGCGGUGUUCUUGCAAUUGCCUUACGAAUUCACAAGCUCUAGGAGUUCUGAACGGAAGGCAGACAAGAGGCACUUUAUCCAAUCCCAGAAAGAAUCUCUACCCGUGGGACUGAGAAUUCAUCUAGAAAACCUUAUAUUUUUAAUGUAAAAAAAAAUGGGGCUUACCGGACCUCACAGAGUAUUGGAUGUCUACAAGUGCUUUUAUAUUUUGUAACUGUAAAGAGGUUUCAUAUGCACAGAAGAGCAGUUGGAAAUCUGGUCAACUGCAAUAAAACAAGAUGACCUUUGCAUGUACAAAGAUGUUGCAUUCAGACUAUGAAAAUAGCAAAUAAAGCUUUGGUGCAAGCUGCAUUGGAGAA
This is a messenger RNA of Chlorocebus sabaeus (green monkey), 11181 nucleotides long. The record is from RefSeq and is a predicted model, not a curated record. NCBI's taxonomy places the organism in Eukaryota, Metazoa, Chordata, Mammalia, Primates, Cercopithecidae.